UGCGAAACGGCCAUCACGAAAGCCGCCGUCGAAACGCCGGCGGCGCUUGAAAGGACAUGGCAGCAGCACUACCACCAUUGCACGUAAAGAAAAUUCAAGUAGGAGUGGAAGUGCUGCCGCCAGUACCUUUGAGUUUGGACGAAGGAGAAGACCCAACGGAGGACGUUGUCGACGCCAUCGUGAGGGAAGGCGGCCGUGUGCUGUACGAAAAGUACUUGAACGCAUCGGUGGUGCCAUACACAUGCACGUGGGUGACGCGGUCGCUGGAAGAGCUCUUGGCAGUUGUGACGAUGAACACUCAAUGCGAUUUUGUCGUGCCGACGUGGGACGCUGAGUCAUCGGUCAUUCCACUGGACAAUUUGGCUCGAGCUAUGGUGCCAGUAGCUCCAAUGCAUCAGUCCAAAUACAAGAUGGUGCUGAGUGUGCUCGAAUCCGAAGACUCUUCUACCGACGUUGGCGAUUGUAUCGAGGCACCUCCAUGGAAGCAAUCGGACGGCAAUAAUGGAAGUGUGACUGACGGGGAGAUAUUUGUUUCAGUGUCAAGUCCUCACGUUCCUAGACCAGACCCCAUUCUCGUCUCAGCUCCAUCGGGCGACGUUGCGAACUACAUCCAGCCCAUUCAAGAACCUCCCGAAACGAAUGCGGAAACGAGAAGACACGAAGAAGAGCGGCGGCGAAAGCUGCUCAAAGUGCUUGAAGAAGCCACAAUUUCGCAACAGCAACAAGAUCUCCUGGCGCAGCAGCGGUCGGCCCAGUCGUCCCGCCCGGUAUCGUGUCCGUCAACAAGUCCGCGAAAGAGGAGAUCCAUGCAACAAAACUCGGUCAAAGACUCUGCUCAAACAAAACGAGUGGAUGCCUCGCCCACGACACCUGCUGUCAGCAUUGGUUUUGCCGUCUUUGACGUACAGUACAUUGAUGGCCGAGUGCACAAACGACCAGCAUCUAUGGGCUCAAAGAAGCCCCAGCCCACUACGACCCCACGAUGCGACCGCACGAUUCCUUCCAGACAGCAGAAAGAUCCACCCAAAGUGACGUCCGGGACCGCUGAGCCAGUUCCUAUCCCCGUGCUGUCAAGAGCACUCGUCCACGACGCCCCGCAUGUCGACUACCAACCAACUUCAUAUGGAAACGUGUUGCAAGACCUUGUGCUCAUGCCUGGAGUCAAAAUAUCGUCGCUCGCAUCUCCGACCAAGCUACCAUUACCUGAAAUGCAGCCACCCAGCAGAAUUCACGAGGGCUGCAAGGGUGACCAUCCAUCAAAGGAUGGUGGCAAUGCGGCUCGUGGAGCGACAACGACACGUCUCGAUAUCAAGCUGCAAUCCGUACAAUCCGUUCUCGAAGGGUCGUAGUGUCAUGGACGUGGCGUGUAUUGUAGAAGGCAGUGGAGCGAACUGCAUCUUUGUUUGCCAAACCGCCGCCUCCAUCCCCAAAGCCAUCAUCAUCACAGGAAGAGCGGCGACGGCAUCCUCCUGCCACCGAUGUUGCCAUGCGGAUUCCACUAUCCCCACCCAAGCCAGAAAUCGCCCGACAGAACAGCCGACCUCGCACAACUCCAUCACGUACGUGCACGCCUCCGAAACACAUCUCACGGCAUCUCGGCAGCUCUGGCAGUAAGCAGGCGGCCCACCAAACCAAAAUAGCACUCUAAUUAUUGUUAACAAUGCCCACUCGCACCCGC
This is a messenger RNA of Aphanomyces invadans, 1678 nucleotides long. RefSeq lists its product as hypothetical. The coding region runs from base 57 to 1349 and encodes 430 amino acids. Lineage: Eukaryota; Oomycota; Saprolegniomycetes; Saprolegniales; Verrucalvaceae. The transcript has 4 exons. The record is from RefSeq and is a predicted model, not a curated record.